This is a messenger RNA of Callithrix jacchus (white-tufted-ear marmoset), 7122 nucleotides long. RefSeq names its product prostaglandin reductase 2 (gene PTGR2). Lineage: Eukaryota; Metazoa; Chordata; Mammalia; Primates; Cebidae. The record is from RefSeq and is a predicted model, not a curated record. Gene Ontology annotation, molecular function: 15-oxoprostaglandin 13-reductase [NAD(P)+] activity. Gene Ontology annotation, biological process: prostaglandin metabolic process.
GUCGCGCGCCUGCGUACUGCGGACGGAGGGCCGCGGCCUGGCGGCGAGCUGGGGUUGUACUAUAUAGCCCCCUUUCCGGCAAAUCGCGCGAGAUUUCGCUCCCCCUGGGCUCCACGACGGUCAGCGACGCGCAAGCUACUGCUGGAACUGCGGCUCUCGGCUGUUUCGGGCCCCCGCGGUGAGAGAGGAGACUCUCAACCAGGGUGACUUCCAGGCGUCUUCCUGGAGCUACCGGGGACACUGGUGUUACUGCCCGGGACACUGGGAUAGGGAAUGCUCGAGAAGCAGAAGCAGGAGUAUUUUAUGCAGAAAUCUUGUGAAACCACUGCCCAAUCAGAGUGAUGAUCGUUCAAAGAGUGGUAUUGAAUUCUCGACCUGGAAAAAAUGGUAAUCCAGUGGCAGAGAAUUUCCGAAUGGAAGAAGUCUAUUUACCAGAUAAUAUCAAUGAAGGACAAGUACAAGUUAGAACUCUUUACCUUUCUGUGGAUCCUUACAUGCGUUGUAGAAUGAAUGAAGACACUGGCACUGAUUAUUUAACACCUUGGCAGCUAUCUCAAGUGGUUGAUGGUGGAGGUAUUGGAAUUAUAGAAGAAAGCAAACACACAAAUUUGACUAAAGGCGAUUUUGUGACUUCUUUCUAUUGGCCCUGGCAGAGCAAGGUUAUUCUGGAUGGAAAUAGCCUUGAAAAGGUAGACCCACAACUUGUAGAUGGACACCUUUCGUAUUUUCUUGGAGCUAUAGGUAUGCCUGGUUUGACUUCCUUGAUUGGAAUACAGGAGAAAGGUCAUAUAACUGCUGGAUCUAAUCAGACAAUGGUUGUCAGUGGGGCUGCAGGUGCCUGUGGAUCCUUGGCUGGACAGAUUGGCCAUUUAUUGGGUUGUUCCAGAGUGGUGGGAAUUUGUGGAACACGUGAGAAAUGCAUCCUUUUGACCUCAGAACUGGGCUUUGAUGCUGCAAUUAAUUAUAAAAAAGAGAAUGUGGCAGAACAACUUCGUGAAUCAUGCCCAGCUGGAGUGGAUGUUUAUUUUGACAAUGUUGGCGGUGACAUCAGUGAUACAGUGAUAAGUCAGAUGAAUGAGAACAGCCACAUCAUCCUGUGUGGUCAGAUUUCUCAAUACAACAAAGAUGUGCCUUAUCCUCCCCCGCUAUCCACUGCUAUAGAGGCAAUCCAGAAAGAAAGAAACAUCACAAGGGAAAGAUUUCUGUUGUUAAAUUAUAAAGACAAAUUUGAGCCUAGCAUUCUACAGCUGAGUCAGUGGUUUAAAGAAGGAAAGCUAAAGAUUAAAGAGACAGUAAUAAAUGGAUUGGAAAACAUGGGAGCUGCAUUCCAGUCCAUGAUGACAGGCGGUAACAUUGGAAAGCAGAUAGUUUGCAUUUCAGAAGAAAUCUCUUUGUAAUCACUGUAAAUGUCAUCAAGGCAAUCACAGAUUUCUUUUCCAUUUUGCAUAUUUUCAAAGAUACAUUAAAAAAUCCUUAGGACAUACAUAGCUCUUGAUUUAAAUGUGAUGAUAGGUGUUAUUUUUAGUGGCCAUAGGGGAUUUGAUAUACUCAUUAAUGAAUCAUACAUGUUUUUUUUUGUUUUUUGUUUUUGUUUUUUUUUUUUUAGUAACUAUAACAUUUAAUACUUUAUUGAGUCAAUCUGUUAUUCAUGGUGGUUAUUAUUCUGGAAUCACCACUGUAAACAUUUAAAUUAACCUUUGCAUUUUGUUAUUUUCUUUGUUCACCACAAACUUUCAACAAAUUGUAGCUAGUGUCAGUAAUUAGUGAAAACUCCUUACCUUUUUCCAUAAAAUUCCAUGACUGGUAUUGAGUAAUAUUCUUUGUAUCCUGAAUCUUCUAUAAAUGUAUUAGCAGCACAAUCUCGUAUAUUUUCUAAAUUUUUUAAAAAUAUGAGUUAGGUUAUUAAAGACAUAUCUUUAAACACAUCUAAACAAUUAUAAGAAUUAUUUGUAUGAAAUGGUAUAUAUGUAAAUGACAAAUUUUAAAUUUACUAUUCCAGAAGACCCUGAUAGCAGCUGCAUGUAUCUAAUCCUUACUUUGAGAAUGAGGAAAAAAAUACAAAAGGGAAGACAUACAGUAUACAGAAGGUGGAAAAGCAAUAACAGUUGAAAAGUAGAAUGUUUACACUAAAUUCCAGGUGAAGAAUUACUGUUCUAUAACUUUAGAGGAUCUCUGUUCUAAUCCUAAUUCUUUGAGAAAAAAUGGAAGAAUGAGUGUCUAGAGAUUUCUUUUUUUCUUUUAGGGAGGGAAAGAGGAAGGGAGGAAGGCAGGAAGGGAGGGCAGGAGGAAGAGAGGGAGGAAGGAAGGGAGGAAGGGAGGGAGGGAAGGGAAGGAAGGAAUUCAAGCAGUGAGAGAGACGUUGCCGACCUGGAUCUAGAGGUUUACAAGUUGAUCUCUUUUUUUGGGAGAAGGAAAGAAAAAAAAAAAGAGUAAAGGAGAGAAAGAAAGGAAGAGAGAGAGGGAGGGUGAACGGAAAUAUUGCUUUAUUCUGAAAAAAAAAAAUGGGUAUUAAUAAUGGCCAAUCAAUGUUUCAUUUAAACCUAUGAGUAGGUGUGAAGUGGUAUUGACAAGAAUGUAUAUUUUAUGUAUUUGAAGUGGAGAGCUCUAUAAGUAUUUAUUAAGUUUACUUGUUCCGGAUCUGAGUUCGAGUCCUUGAUAUCCUUAUUAAUUUUCUGUCUCAUUGAAUCUAAGUCUCUAUGUAUCUGGGUGUUAGGAUUGUUAGCUCUUGUUGUUGCAUUGAUCCUUUUACCACUAUACCUUUGUUGCUUUAAAAUCUCUUUUAUCCACUACGAGAAUUGCAACUCCUGCUUUUUAUUUAUUUAUUUUUGCUCUCCAUUUGGUUGUUAAAUCUUUCUCCGUCCCUUUGUUUUGAGUCUUUGUGUAUCCUUGCAUGUGAAACAGGUCUGGAUGUAACAUGCCAUUGGGUUUUGGCUGUGUCUUUUGAUUGGGGGAUUUAGUCAAUUUAAAUUUAGGGUUACUGCCAUUUGAUGUUAACUGGCUGUUUGAUCCAUUCGUUGAUGAAAAUUCUUUAUGUUGGUACUCUUGACUUUUUGGUAUAUUUUUAGUAAGGCUAAUACUGGUUGUUUCUUUCUGUGUGUAAUGCCUCUUUCAGAAGCUCUUGUAAAGCAGGCCUGGUGGUAGUAAAAUCUCUGAGUACUUGCUUGUUCAUAAAAGAUUUUAUUUUUCCUUCAGUUGUGAAGCUUAGUUUGGCUGGAUAUGAAAUUCUGGGCUGAAGGUUCUGUUCUUUGAGGAUGUUGAAUAUUGGCCCCCACUCUCUUCUGGCUUGUAGAGUUUCUGCUGAGAGAUCUGCUGUAAGUCUGAUAGGCUUGCCUUUGUGGGUAACCUGACCUUUCUCUCUGGCUGCCCUUAGUAUUUUCUCCUUCGUUUCAACCCUGGUGAAUCUAACGAUUAUGUGCCUUGGGGUUGCUCUUGAGGAAUAUCUUUGUGGUGUUCUCUGUAUUACCUGGGGUUGAAUAUUGACCUGCUUUGCUAGUUCAGGAAAGUUUUCCUGAAUAAUAUCCUGAAGGGUAUUUUCCAGCUUGGAUUCAUUCUCUACGUCACAUUCAGGUACACCUAUCAAACGUAAAUUUGGUCUUUUCACAUAGUGCCACAUUUCUUGGAGACUUUGCUCAUUCCUUUUUAUCCUUUGUUCUCUAAUCUUGUCUUUUUGUUUUCUUUCAUUAAGUUGGACUUUGACCUCUGUUAUCCUUUCUUCUGCUUGAACAAUUCGAGUGUUUAAACCCGUGCAUGCUUCUCGGAGUUCCUGUAUUGUAUUCUUCAGUUCCAUUAAUUCACUUAUAUUCCUCUAAGUUGUCUAUUCUCAAUAGGAUUUCGUCAAACCUUUUUUCAAAGUUCCUAGUUUCUUUACAUUGGGCUACAACAUGUUCUUUUAACUCACCAAAGUUUCUUAUUAUCCAUUCCUUGAAGAGUGAUUCUGUCAUUGGGAUGCACUCGUUCUCCAUCAAGCCUUGUUCCAUUGUUGAUGUGGAACUGUGAUCAUCUUUAGAGGAAGAGGCAUUCUGACUUUGAGUAUUCUCAGCCUUUUUACGCUGGUUUCUUCCCAUCAUUGUAAAUUUAUCCUCCUGUCCACUUUGAAAUUACCAACUUUCAGAUUAGGUCUCUUGAUUGUACGUUCAAGUUGUUAGUUCCCAGGGCCAGAACGGCGGCGUUAAGACUGAUGGUGCUUUUCUGCCCAGGAUUCUCCUGCCUGGCUUCCUUCUUGUGUCUGUAAUGGGCGACUCUGCCUUCCCGGGACUCCAAACCUCGGUCAGAAGGGGAACCAGUCUCCUUUACUCUGCGCUGAGAGCUGCCGCUCUGAGAUGCCAUCACAGCUGCUGCACCGGUCUCAGGAGUCGUGCUGGGGACCCGUGUGGGUCCUCCAAGCCUCGGUCAGAAGGGGAGCCGGCCCUGUUUACUCUGCUCCGAGAGCUGCUGCGCCGAGGUGCUGGCGAAACCGCUGCACCGGCCACAAGAGUCGUGCUGGCGACCGUGUGGUUUCUCCACUGGGGAUCUUCUGCUCCGUGAGCGACCAGAAUUUGUCUGAAAGUGUGGCAUCCUCUAGUUCUCUGCGCUUUGACUGAGAGCUGCAAUCCCAAGCUGUUAUCGAUCGGCCCUCUUGGAUCGUUCCUCGUGUCUAGAGAUUUCUACCGCACUCUUUGGUUACCUACUCUAGGGCAAAUAUGGUCCAUUAGAAGUCUGUAAAUUCUGUGAGGAUGAUAGCUGUACCUAGCUUAUUUAUAAUUUUAUCUCAGAUAUCCAACACAGUACGUUACAUAUAACUGUACUUAAUUCAUUUAUGUUAAAAUAAUACAUGAAUGAGUGAGUGAGUUGUAAGAAUAGUCAUUUGGAGAGCUGUCUAGUGCCUCUAUCAACAAAGGCUCUUUUUGGUUGGAGAAUAGGAUAAAAGAGUUGUGAAAUGACAAACUGUCUAAGGAAUGAUCAUUUAAACCUGAAAAUCUUCCAAAGCAUUUUCAAUUGAAGGGGUGCUGAUAUCAAAUUCAAUUCCUGAAAAUAUUGAUUCUCUUUGUAGUGAAAAUUCUGGCAUUUAAAAUCUCUUCCAUAAAUAAAUGGAGGCAAUUCUCACUCUGUCUUGACCUUGUCAUCUGUAAAAGGCUGAAGUAGACUAAAUAUCGAAUUUUCAUUUUCUUCUUUAAAUUCAGUAGAAAUGGAAUCAGAAAACAUAUUAACUUUAGGUAUCCUAUCCCUCUUCUGAUAUCUUCUUUCUUCUCAAAGUGUUUUUGAAUAAUCUUUUUUUGAACAUAUAAUCUUUGCUGUAGUCUCUGGUAGGUAUAAGUAUCAAGAUAAUCUUGAUUAUAUCUUAUAGCAUUAGUAAGCCAAUAGUCUGUUUCAAAUAUAAAGACAUUUUCAUACUGUUGAACUUGUGUGGUACUGAAUGUUAACUUUAGCAUAAUAUUUUCAGCAUAUUUCAUAAAUACAGCUGUUUAUUCAGGGCUACUGGGAUCAUAUGUUGGAUCUUCAUUUAUGUCUUCAUCAUAGAUUCCAUUAAAGUCUGGAUCCUUUGUAAUAUCAGUCAAACCUUGUAUUUCACUCCGAUCAUAUUUUUCAAAAAAAGCAGAUGCAUUUCUUUGUAUUGCUAAAUUUUCCAGCACAGUUUCUUCAUCUUGAACUUGAUGAGUCUAGGCAUUCCUUUUUCGGGCAAUCUUAACAUUACUAAUUAAAUCUAUGAAGUUUCCUAGAAUGGCUGUUUUCCUGUCCGGGAGAGGAACGCUGCAUCCGCGCCGUUCCUGUGGUACUGAAAACAGUUGCCGCCGCCUUAGAUGGCUUCUCGCAGGGCCUUGAAUCCGCCCUUAAGGCCCCCGCAGGGGCGAGCGGAGGCGCACCAGAAAAAACUGAGAGGAACUUUCCGGUAGGUUCGCCCCACCGUGGCGGCUCAGCCCUCCUGGCCUCACCAGCCAACACAACUGCUGCCUGGCCACAUGUUUUUAAAAAUUAAUAAAUUUUUUAAAAAUAGAAUGUUUAAGAGGCACUUUGGUAAAGAUUUGUUAAACUAGAAACGUUUUACAUGAUCUGAUACAACCAUGAAUGACUCUUACACAGUAAGUUUUUUAAAAUUAAUGUUUAGUAAUAACUUUUAUUAAAAUAGAUUGCCUUAAAAAUAGAAUGAGAAUGCUUGUGAAGCACUCAGUAAAGAUUUGUUGAACUAGAAAUGUUUUACAUGAUUCUUAAAUUGAAACUUGGUGUAAGAAUAGAAUUGAGAUGGCCUUUUCUUCACAUUGUAGACAGAAAAGGCUUAAUAGUAUGACGUGUACAUAGGGACUGGGAGCAGGAUUGGGGGUUUCAGACUUGUGGAAGUUUUUGGGAUAGGAGACCAGCGGCUUUGGGUUGGGAGUAGUAUGGGAAGAUAAAUAACUGAGGUUGGUUAAGUUGAUAGAUUUACUCCAGAGGAUGAUCUCUUUGUAUUUUGCCAAAUAAUUUAUAGCCGAAAAACUCAAUAUAUAUUGCGAAAAAUAUAUGUUUAUUUUAUGUUAGUAGGCACAUACUGUCAAAUAGUUUUAAAGAUUGAGAGUACAAAUAGAUGUAAACAUCACUUGGAGUAUUAGGUGAUUAAAAAGAUUGAUGGCCAGUGCCAUGGCUCAUGCCUCAAAUCCUAGCACUUUGGGAGGCAGAGGCAGGUGGAUCACUUGAGGUCAGGAGUUGGAGACCAGCCUGGCCAACAUGGUGAAACCCUGUCUCUAAAAAUACAAAAAUUAGCUGGGUGUGGUGGUGGGCACCUGUAAUCCCAGCUACUCAGGAGGCUAGGGCUGGAGAAUCGUUUGAACCUGGGAGGCGGAGGUUGCAAUUAGGUGAAGAUUGGGCCACUGCACUCUAGACUGGACAACAGGAGUGAAACUCCGUCUCAAAAAACAAAAACAGAUUGACAACAAAGACAGCUUCAGAAAAUGACAGGACUGGGCAAAUUAACAAAUGUUUGUAAACAUGAAUAUUUAGAACCUUCUGAUGUACCUCAAUAAGAGUUUGUUUCAUUAAUUGUAAUCAAUCCUCGCAGAACAGUAAAACUGAAGGUUUUUCCUGAAUGUUUUGGCUUACGAUUGUCUACACCCUGCCAAUGUAACUUUGUAUGCAACAUUUGUAAUAAGUGGAUUAAAACUGUGUUGGUAAUCA